ACCCCCCCGCCGGCUAAGUACAUUGGUGUGCGACAAUUUAAUUGAGACAUAACCUCAAUCCCUUGUAGUGGUGAACCGUCACCUGUAACGCUGUGUCAAAACACCGGUUCAUUCUUACAAAAGCUAAUGUUUUUCCACCGUUUUUUUGUAUAAUAAUUAAUUAUAAUAAUAAAGAUGAGUUCAUCGUUGGUUGCUAAAGUGCUCCGCACAACAGCUAAAAUUGAAGCAGCAGAUUUAAAAGACAAAAUUAGUGAAAUCCAGAAAGAGAUAAUCCUUCUGAAAACUGAUGUGAAUCAAUUUAUCGAUGAUAAUUAUGUGGAUUUUCUUGCAAAAGUGGAGAAGGAUACAAUUUUGAUCGAGAGGGCUGAAAACUUGGUAGAUAAUAUGAAAGGAUUGAAAAACAGGAUUGAGGAUCAGAUCAAAGUGGAGCUCUCGGGCUCUACCAAAGAAUUAAAAAAUCUAUCUCAAGCCCUGGAAGCUUCCAACCUCAGUCUUAGUCUUUCCUCUCAACUUUUGGAAUUGCACACCUCUCUGAAAACAGUAGAUAAACUUCAACAAGAGAAACGUUACAUGGAAGCUGCAAGAGUCUUCAAAAGAAUGCAGAAAAUCCUAAACAAACGGGAAGACAACGAUCUCAAACUGUUGAAUAUAUAUCCGCCUAUCAGGGACUGUUACUUCACCGCUUACAGCACGUUUUUAUCAACCAUCAAGGAGAUAUGGGAGCAGACGGUUUGCUGGAGUAAUCCUCAAGACUCGGAGUCAUCUUCGAAAAAUGAUAAAGACAAUUCGAUCAGUCUUAGAAUUGAUUGUCAACCAAAACAGAUGCAGGACCUUGUGCAAGCCCUACAUUAUGUUGAAGAGUUCUGUCCCAGUCUACACUUGUUCUCCACAAAAAUCCUCAAGCUGUUCAUCAUUCCUAUCAUCCACUAUGACUGCUCGGUCUAUGUUGCUGAGAAAACCGUCUUCAACGUGAAUGUUUGGAAUGAGAAGCAAUCACCCACGUACAAGAGCACUCUUCACAACUUGAAGCUACUCUUUCAAUUCUUGAAUCAACAUUUUCAAUGCAGUGUUGAAGAGAAAACAUUCAUUGAACUUAUCAGUGGGCAGUUGUUUGUGAAACUCAAUGAGGAGUUGAUCAAGAAUUGUGUCUCGAAGACUAUUCCAGAUUCCAGUGCUGAGCUACAGAAUUUUAAAGAGGUGGAGGAGAAUGUGCAGGAGUUUGAAAAUUACUUGGUCGAGAUUGGAUUCAUUCCACCCCAGGAAUUAUUCCUCUCUCAAUACAUUAGCAAUAUCGAUCAUUUAUACAUCGAUAAAAAGUGUCAAGGGCUGCUAAACACUGCCAGAGAAAUAAUGAAGAAAGAUCUACACGACUCCUUCAAAUACGAGCCCGAGAUUCCGGAAUCCCCAUUAUCCCAGGAUAAACUGAAUGACAAUAACUCCAGUGAGGCAGUCAUGGAGAGAAAGCUCAGCAAAAAUACAUUCCAAUUGCCUGCAUGUCAGAUCAGCAAAAGUGCACGAGAAAUUUUAGAGUUAGUGAAAAACAUUUUGGACGAGGUGACGCGCAGUUCUGAGGCAUGCUCAGUAAGGUUGUACUACACGAGCAGAAACAUCUUCGAAAUGUACGCAGGGGCUGUCCCAGAGUACCACAAGAAAUUUCUAGAGACGAUUCCCCAACAGGUCGCUUUAUUUCACAAUAACUGUAUGUACUUUGCUCAUCAUCUGAUGACACUGGGACACCAGUACCACGACAAAAUGCCAUCGCACUUGGAGAAGCAUAAUGUGACUUAUGUGGAUCUCACAUUGAAAUUACGUGCUGUUGGGGCUGAAUAUUUCAUGAGUCACAUGAAGUAUCAGAGGAAUAUUAUUACGGAAAUUAUUAGGGAUUCUGGACUGUCUCAACUAGGGCAGAGUUCAAAACUACCUCCGGGUACAGAGAGAGCCCUACGACAGUGCGUACGUCAGCUAGAAUUACUGAAAACAGUAUGGUCAGAGGUCCUCCCAGUGAAUACUUACUGCAAGGCCUUAGGAUGCAUCACCAAUUCAAUGAUCGAAGACUUGGUACUGAAAGUGAUAACAGUAGAAGACAUUCCGGCAGCAGUGGCCACCGAGCUCGUGGCAUUAUUCAAUAUAAUAGUGAAACGAGUACCAGCAAUAUUCCCAGAUCCUCAUGCAAUAAAUCGUAACGUGAGCAAAUGGCAGAAAUUGUUGGAACUCAUUAAAAUACUAGAGGCAUCACUGAGAGACAUUCAGGAUCGUUGGGCAGAUGGCAAAGGACCCCUUGCUCAUGAAUUCACAUCGACCCAGGUGAAGCAGUUGGUAAGAGCUCUCUUCCAGAAUACUGAGAGAAGAGCAGCCCUCCUUGCUACCAUCAAAUAGCACUUGUUCAUGUUUUUUUUUUACCUGUGAAUGUAUUUAUCGUGUGAUGUCAUCAGGAAAUAAAAAAAUUAUUGCACAAUUGCGCUCGUAAAAUAAUCUUCUACUUCAUCCUUUCAAUUGGCCCAUCAGGUUUUUAAUCGUUUUAAUUGGCUUUUGGCUGGAUACGGCUGCUGUCAAGGGGGUCAGAAGAGAUUUAGGUAGAGGCAGAGUGGCGUACGGUAAUAAUAAUCGUAAAUUAUUUAAUUAUGUUCCAAAUACCAAAUUAUCAUUUUACAUUGAAUGUUCAAACAUUGCAGAUUGCUUAUUCUCUGCCCUUAAUUCAAUUAUAAUCAGCCACCAAAUAAUUCAUGUCCAUAAUUAAUUUUUUUUCCCGAGAACUACUGUUGCUCUUAGCAACAAUUAUCAGAUUUUUUGCAUAACAACAAAUUUUAUCUUUCUGUUCUACGUUUUGUGGCUCUAUAAUAAAUUGGAAUUUUUAUAAUUCCAAAUUUUAUAUUUUGAUGGAUCCGAGUAAAACAAGAAGAUGGAACGACGUACAUGUCAUAUAAAAUCUAAAAUAAAAUUGUCCAUUAACGAUUUAGCGCAAGAGGAAGAUGUGUCAUUUCAGUAGCGGAGAGGUAUUCAUAACAUAAACAGUUGAUUCCUUAAAUUUUAUUCGACAUCUACUGAUGUUGACUAACUCGAUCACAAGCAUCCAGUGAGUAAUUAUCAUAUGAAGAUUUUUUAAGUUUCCUGGGAAAUUUCGAAAUUUUU
Molecule: messenger RNA, 3129 nt
Organism: Diachasmimorpha longicaudata
Lineage: Eukaryota; Metazoa; Arthropoda; Insecta; Hymenoptera; Braconidae
Gene: Zw10
Product: centromere/kinetochore protein zw10 homolog
Exons: 6
Coding region: 175-2376 (733 amino acids)
Biological process (GO): mitotic cell cycle; mitotic spindle assembly checkpoint signaling; endoplasmic reticulum to Golgi vesicle-mediated transport
Cellular component (GO): nucleus; chromosome, centromeric region; RZZ complex
Source: RefSeq, a predicted model, not a curated record